GUCCAGUCCAGUCUGUGAUGUCAGUGCUGGUGCCGGCUCAGCCCCUCCCUCCUCCGGUGCUCUCCGCAGUCCGCAGUAACCGAGCACCGGAGCAGACUGCAGUCUCCAUCCAGCCCGCUCCUCCCUGCGCACAUGACUUUCACUCCAGUUUUCGUGUUGUUGGCCCUCGUGGCUUCAGCUGCAGGAAGUGUUGGGCCGAGCACCAACACCAGCUUCUGCACAGAGUCGAAGGAAUGUCUGCAGUACGAGCUCGUCUGCAAAACAGAUGAAUAUGAGGUGCGACACUACAGCCCCACACGCUGGGUGUCAACUGAUGCCGAGGCUUAUUUCAUGGGAGUGGGUGCAGCCAUGGCUUUCAGGAGACUUUUCCAGUACAUCACCGGAGCCAAUGAUGGAGGCAUCCAGAUGGACAUGACCGCUCCUGUCCUGGUCAAGAUCCCAGAGGAGACCAGGAUGUGGGAGCCGGCUAUCUACACGCUAAACUUCCCGCUGCCGGCCGCCUAUCAGGACAAACCGCCCGCACCCACCUGUGACAAGCUGUAUUUCACGGAGAUGCCGGAGAUGGACGUGUACGUGAGGAGCUACGGAGGCUGGAUGCUGUCGGUCACCUCCAGGCUUCACUCGCACCAACUGACCAAAGAACUGCAGAGAGUUCGAGCUUCGUACAACCACAGCUACCACUACGGAGUCGGCUACGACAGCCCCUUGAAGCUGUUGAACAGACACAACGAGGUGUGGUAUGUGGCCGAGGGGGAGCCAGUUUGCACAGAUCCACAGGAACCGACCCCCGCCCACACAGCCAGGCCGACUCUGACCGACUCCCCCACGCUCCCUCCCUCCGACCCUCUCCCACACACACUCUCUGACUCCCCCUCACUCACCCCCUCCAACUUCUCCUCCUAUGCAGCAUCCAACUCCUCGUCACAAACGCCGUCUGACCCUCCUGCUUUCCCCCCAUCCGACACUCCUCCCAGUGCCUCAUCCCACCUGCCCACAGACGUCGGCCAUCCUCCCACCACCGUCCAGAUCCCUCUGGACCCAACGACCAACUCCUCCUCCUCCUCCUCCUCCUCCUCCGACCCUGGCGCUGUGAGCCCUUCUCUGGAGCCCCAGUCGGACGUUGUCCUGUGGAACAGCACGGCCCACAGCUCAGUGGACGCACAGACUGACAGCAGCCCUGCGGUGGAGCCAGACAACGCUCACUAACAACCUUCAUGUUGUCUGUCAGCAGCCACCAGGUAUAUUAACAUGGAGUCUAAGUAGAAAAGAAGCAGUGGAGGUGUGGACACGCAUAUCUUUAUUCCGGUGUGUUACACUAACUCCUCUUUUAGUGAUUCACUAUAUGUUCUAUCACAGCUUUGCACCUGCAGCUUCCUGCAUCAGAAACACAAGCCUGUACACGAUCUGAUCAUACAACUGCAGUUAGGAUUACAUAAGACGUACGUGUUAGUCAGAAAGUUAGAAUUCAAAGUUACUGUGUCAGAUGUGAGGGCAGGGAGAGCGACGGUUUAAUGGAAACCUGUGUGUAAUAAUAUCAUUAUGAAUAAAAUGUACGCUGGGACACGUUAGGUCAUUAUAUCAGAGUAAACUUUACUGUGUUCUAUGCUCUUAUUAAUUAUUAUCAUUAUUUAGCUUCAAUUGUCCAUCGGGCUUCUUGUCAGUUGUUUUCAUGACAUGUGGCAACAUCAUUAUAAAUCAUUGGAAACAUUCACUGGGAUCUUCGGUGCAGCCGUAAACCUAAGUACUAAAACUGAAACUUUAAUACUAUGUCUUAUUGGAUUUCCCAAAUUAUAUUUAUAACUAUUAUUAUUUUUUAAAUUUACCAUGUCUAUGUAUUCGCGCUAAAGUAUCUUUAAAGACAGCGGCUAUAUUAUUGUUAACUUUGUGUUUUAAAUUUAAAAUUUCUCAGAUCAAUGAAAUAUCGAAUUCUCACUUGUCGAUGUUUUAAUGUCUUGGAAUCACAAGUUUAUUCCAAACCUGCAUAAAAAAGUUACAUGAGGGAUUUUCCUUCCUGUUUACUUUAACUUGAAUAUUUCAGGAUUUAAGCACAUGACUGAACAUUCAACCUCAAGAGUAAAGAAAGUAUAUAUAUAUAUUUAUACUGAAUAUUAAUAACAGUUGGUAGUGAUAAGUCGCUGAAACAGAUCUACCAAUAAAAAUCUGUUUUACUUAAAUUAUUGAGGUUUAAAAUCCUUUAAAAGACUUUCAUGUAUAUUAAGCAGUACGAAAUGCAUCAAGCAUAUUGGUCUGACUUUAAAGAAAUCACGAUAUAAUGUGCUUUGCUUGAUUUAUAACAAAACUUCCCGAUGGAAACUUCACACCUUUAACUCUUUAACUUGUUUUGUGCAAACAGUAAAAAAAAGCGGCCCCGCAUCACUUCUGCAUGAUUUUUAUCUUCAUCCAGAGACACUGAAUCCAAAUCACUUCCUAAUAUCGUCACAGAGCGAAGCUUAAAUCCUGACUCUGAUCUAACGGAGGUUGAACUGACCCAAAGAUCCCAGAGAAUCACAGCGGAUCAAACCAAUGCAAUAAAAGUCAUAUCAGUUAAAUUCUGUACAAACUGCUGCGUAAGAUAAACACUGUAUGUCUCUGAGGAAGGUGCAAUAAAAACCCGUAACAAAC
Messenger RNA from Paralichthys olivaceus (Japanese flounder), 2622 nucleotides. RefSeq names its product heme-binding protein soul5, like (gene soul5l). NCBI's taxonomy places the organism in Eukaryota, Metazoa, Chordata, Actinopteri, Pleuronectiformes, Paralichthyidae. Gene Ontology annotation, molecular function: heme binding. Gene Ontology annotation, cellular component: cytoplasm. The record is from RefSeq and is a predicted model, not a curated record.